AUGAGUAAAAAGGAAUGCAAAUGCGACGAGACCAAAGUCACCAGGAACUACUACAGGUACUAUGAUACACCUGAUGGAUGUGAUGUUGAUAAAAAGAUAAUGGUGACGACUCGAUACGGUGUAACCACUGGACUGAUUCUAGGCGCAUAUGACGUGAUGAUGUAUUCCCAUGCUGUCGGAUUUGGGAAUGUUAUCAGACGGUUUCUGCUUCAUACUGUGCCUUUGGGAUUGAUGGGCGCCACGUUCGCGGCAGUAGCUAAUGGCGUACAGCACUUAAGAGAAAAGGACGAUGAGUUGAAUUAUUUCGUUGGUGGAUUCGCGUGCGGUCCUAUCUUAGCAGCGUAUCUCGGUUCAAAGCACGCAAUAUUAUUAGGAGGUUUAGCGUUGGGCGCGAUCGGCAUAAUCAAGAAAACUGGUGUCGACGAUUGCUGGACGUUUAUACCGGAGCGGCCAGCUCAUAUGGGUACGGUGCAAAGCUGGAGGAACGAUUACACACUCGUGGCUGAUCCUAGAGAUGCUAUGAUACACACGUGCAAACCAAGGAAAUAG
Diatraea saccharalis (sugarcane borer) is the source of this 549-nucleotide messenger RNA. Lineage: Eukaryota; Metazoa; Arthropoda; Insecta; Lepidoptera; Crambidae. The record is from the annotation of a GenBank genome assembly.